AUGACGUUGAAUGCAACACGCGGACGAUUUGCGAGAGUUUGUGUAGAAAUUGAUCUUGAUCAACCAGUUGUGGGUAAGGUGUGGUUUCAGAAUAAUUGGUUCAAGAUACAAUAUGAAGGACUUCAUCUCUUAUGUGGGGAAUGUGGCUGGUAUGGGCAUGUGACACGAGCAUGUCCUUCUUCCCCAAGCUCUUCCUUCGGUGCCGAUAAGCAAGGUCCAUCUAGUUCUCCAUCGGAAGGUGCCGGAGGGGGUGGCUUGGCGGCGCCAGGUCAAGAGGAAUCUAACCCUAGCACUAUAACUAAUCCCGUGAUUUUUGGCAACAAAAUGCAUGGUGAUUGGUACUUUUUCUCCAUCUGUUCAAUAAUUGAUCUCAAAAUUCUGGCUUGGAAUGUGAGAGGAGCAUCCGGAAGGUGCAAUCAAUUGCAUAUUCGUGAUUGUGUGUUAAGAGGUCAACCUGACCUUGUGUUCUUGUUCGAAGUUCACACAUUGUUUAAUACCUACCAAGGAUUUUGGGACCGUCUUGGCUACCAGGUGGUGGCUAUUCCAGAGGCUCGUGGUCACUCUAGGGGUAUUUGGGCUCUAUGGAAGAUAGGGAAUACGGUGCAAUGUCAAUCCUUUGCAAUGACUUCGCAGGCAGUUUCUGUUUCCAUCAAAACUUCCGGGCAGUCCUGGAUUUGUAUGGGUGUAUAUGCUAGUCCAUCUUCUCCUGCUCGUCGAGAGAUGUGGCAUCAACUUAACAUGUUACGUGAGACAUCUCAGUCGGCGUGGCUUUUGAUUGGAGAUUUUAAUGAUAUAAUGGUGGCAUCCGAACAACGAGGAGGCACCUUUGAUAUAAGUAGGGCUGAUAUUUUUGCUCAGCAGCUGGAGUCAUGUGGAUUGUUGGAUUUGAACCUGAUGGGGGCAAAGUUUACUUGGCAUAGAAGGCGUAAUGGGCUUUCAUUACACAAACGCCUUGAUCGGGCUGUGUGUGACAUUUUGUGGCGUACCAAGUUCCCGGAAGCUGUGGUGGAGGUCCUCCCUCGUGGUCACUCGGACCAUAACCCUUGA
Cajanus cajan (pigeon pea) is the source of this 1047-nucleotide messenger RNA. NCBI's taxonomy places the organism in Eukaryota, Viridiplantae, Streptophyta, Magnoliopsida, Fabales, Fabaceae. The record is from RefSeq and is a predicted model, not a curated record.